AUGAAUGCGUUACGCGAGAGAUGCGCGUGCACCGAGUACGGUGUGAACUAUUACAAAGUGCUGUCGUUGGCGAGAAAUUGCAACGACGCGGAGAUCAAAGACGCCUCUUUCUCUUUCAGAUACCGACGAUGCGCCACACGAUACAACCCCGCGCAGCAAAAGAACGAAGGUGCCGAGGCGAUUUUCGCCUUAGCAGCUGAAGCGUACGACGUGCUCUCGGAUCCUCUUAGAAGGGCCGUGUAUGAUCAAUACGGUGAAGAGGGUCUUAAAAAUGGUGUGCCGGGACCAGAAGUAUUUGCGCAGCCUUACGUCUAUCACGGCGAGCCGAUGCGGACCUUCAGGGAGUUCUUCGUCGAUGAAAAUCCGUACGAAGAUCUCUUGAAUAUCCUGACGGAGCCACAACCCCUGCUGGAAUUCCUCGAAGGUCGAGGGAGAAAACGGAAGGAGGAACCCUGGAUCAAAACCCUGUCUCUAACUCUAUCGGAGGUCUUUUUCGGUGGAAUAAAAAAGAUGAAGGUCCAGAAGUUGGUCUUAGUCGGCAACGAUAUGUCGAUGACGGUGCCGACGGAGAAGAUCUUGACGAUACCCAUUAAGCCGGGAAUCCCAGCGGGUACUAGAAUAGUAUUUCCAGAAGAGGGUGAUCAGGGAGCCACGAAGAUACCCGCGGAUGUUAUCUUCGUCACGGAGGAUCGGCCUCACGAAACGUUUCGGCGAGAGGACUCGGACUUGCACACGACGGUCGAUAUCUUUCUGAGGGAAGCGCUGACCGGAACAGUGAUCACGCUUAACACCAUCGACGACAGGACUCUUCGGAUCCUGAUAACGUCGAUCAUUACGCCGGACUAUACGAAACGAGUGCUGGGCGAGGGUAUGCCACUACUAGCGAAUCCGCGACGGAGGGGCGAUCUGAUUCUACGGUUCAACGUCGAGUUUCCGGUUUACCUACCAUUGUCUAAAAAGAACCACAUUAGGAAAGCCUUCGAGGUGUCUCGCGCGCCUAGCGUCGAGGAUGCCGAGUACAUUCAUCGCCUGCUGCUGGCCGAUAAAAUGCGCAGAAAUGUCGACGACGACGUGCCGCUCCGACGCGGCGCGAACGACGAGGCGGAUCAAUUGAAAUUCAUAUGCGAAACGUAAUUUCGAGAGCGUAUCUCCCAAGCGUACAUAUUUCACGCGUUAUUUGAUAUGCAUAUUGACUAGAUGUCGCCCGUCAUGACAUUUCUCGACGUCAUAAACUCCACGAGAAAUUAUCAGGAUAAAAGCGGCACGAAUAUUACCGCCUGCGUACGCGCUAGCGCGCGAUCGAUUAUUUCAUCACAAUGCAUAAUCAGUAGUUACGGCUCAACUAUUGUAAAAUGUAAAUGUUGACGGCGAUUAACGCGAUCAAUCCGACGAUAUUGCGAAUGCAAAUAUAAAAGCGGCGCCGCUGCAACAAUACACGCGUUCCGAUGCGUGCGGUAAAUCAUUUUCACGCGUGCACAUUUAAUCCCGCGUGUUCGUUCACGCCGAUGUUUUAUUAUUUAUUCCCCCGGCGAAUAUUCACGUCCUUGGCGCUCGCCGUAUCGAAUCGAAACGCUGAAAAAUCAUUUGCGCGAGCGCGAACGAGACAUGCUUCGACAUGCGUAUUUCCUCGUCCCUGACGUCAUAGUCCGAAAUAGCUGAUGCUGCUGGUACCAUUGACCCUUUAACACGCGCAUGAAACACACCGACGAU
Harpegnathos saltator (Jerdon's jumping ant) is the source of this 1710-nucleotide messenger RNA. RefSeq names its product dnaJ homolog subfamily B member 13. Bases 1 to 1134 code for a protein of 377 amino acids. The transcript is spliced from 6 exons. NCBI's taxonomy places the organism in Eukaryota, Metazoa, Arthropoda, Insecta, Hymenoptera, Formicidae. Gene Ontology annotation, molecular function: protein-folding chaperone binding. Gene Ontology annotation, cellular component: cytosol. The record is from RefSeq and is a predicted model, not a curated record.